AUGGCUUCGCACUUGACGAGUUCCUCUAGUCUGCCAUCAUCACAACUUUCACUUUCAUCUAUUAUGUCGUAUUUACAAGAUCGUAUUCCACUUGCCUUUGUAGCGGCCAAUCCUUCUUGUCGUUUAGAGGCGGAACGCAGAGGCUAUACAGUUGGGGAGCUCCAUGUUAUUUACAAUGAUUCUCUCCUUACUACCAGUGGUGGUUGCCCUUUAUUGCCUUUAUCUAAUAAUAAUAAUAAUAAUAAUACUAAUAAUAAUAGUAAUACUACUAAUACUAGUAUUAAUAUCUCUACUUUUUCUACUACUUCCCCAAUUUCUUCUCCACGUGAGGGACGAAAUAUGAGGAGAGAGGAACUGGUACUCACUGUGGGUACAACUCCAUCUCUUGAAUUGACUUUACUUAGUCUAUGGUGGAUCACACGAUACCCAUUGGUUUCACUUCUUUUAGAGCAUGUAGGUAAGGAGAGUGUACCACUAUUACAGCAUCUCCGGAAGAAUUUAAAGUUAAGAGAAAUACAAUUACAGAAAUCUGCCAUUUCAUGUACAUUGAUGCAUGUAUUAUCCAUGUCUAGAGGACUUGAAGCCCUCACAGUGCGACAGUGUUUUAGUGAAUCUGAAGUUAGUCUUUGUAGUGUGACACCCAUUCUCAAUACACGUGCCUCAGAGAAACGUGAGGUAUCAACAUUUUAUAUAUCUGGCAUAACCAACCUUGGUGUUUUGAAGAAUCUUAGACAUCUUCAAUUGUUUGAAACUCCAUUAAGUGAAGAGAUGAUGUCUUACUUUUCUGAAUGUGUAAAUAUGGAACGUGUUGUUAUUGAUUCCUGUCGUGGUCUCACAUCAUUAGGAUGUUUCACUUCACUUCAACGACUCUCCGAAUUGUGUUUAUUAAAUUCUACAAUAACAGAUGAAGGUAUUGAUCCUCUUUGUCAAUUAAAGUCAUUAAGACAUUUACAACUUGAGAAUUGUAUGAAACUUCGAAGUUUAAACUCUUUAGGAUCUUUAAUAAACCUUCAGGUACUUUGUGUAUCUCGAAAUAGAAUUUCUGAUGAUGGUAUCUAUGGUUUAAGAAAUCUUAUUAACUUGGAAGAACUUCGUCUCUUGGGGUUUAAUCGUCUUUCCAGUGUAGAAUCUCUUUCAAGUCUUCAUAAACUGUUAAAGUUAGAUCUUACAGAAAAUUGGGUAACAGAUGAAGGUUGUGCAUCCUUAGCCCAAUGUCGAAAACUUCAAUAUUUAAAAUUCUCCUGUUGUCGUUGUAUAUCGGAUGUUCAGUGGAUAUCUGCACUUACUUCCUUACGAAAACUAGAUCUUUCCAGAACACAUGUACGUAGUCCUUGGCUACGGGCCUUACGAACAUGUGAAAGACUAGAAGAGUUAAAUCUUGCUUAUUGUAAUGGUGUAGAGGAUACUUCGUUUUCAGGUGGAUUAAUUUCACUUCAGCGUUUAGAUCUUAGUGAUACCUGUGUAAAAGAUGCUGGAAUACAAUCUCUUCGAGAAUGUAUAAGGCUAAAAUACCUUUCUUUACGAGAUUGUCGUUUUAUAAGUGAUUUAGGAUUUUUACAAACACUAAAAAAUUUACUUGGUUUAAAUAUUGAAGGUACAGCCAUAGUGGAUGACAGUCUUAUCCCUAUUAUUUAUUGUACACAAUUGGAGUUUUUAUCUCUUCGUCACUGUAGAUUUAUUACAGAUGUACGUUGUAUGUCUACAUUAAAAAAACUUAAAAUAUUGGAUCUCUGUGGAACAUAUGUGACAGAUGAAGGUAUUUCAGAUAUCUCUCAAUGUGUUUCAUUAGAACAUAUUGAUAUUAGUGCAUGUUGUCUUUUAACUAAUCUUCAUUUUCUUCAACCUUUAACAUUACUAAAACGUGUUAUUGGGUAUCAAAUGAAUGUUAUUGAUGUGAGUGGAUUAAAAGAAAGUCAUGUACUACGAGAGUUAUUUCUUCUAGAAUGUAAACGUUUAGAGUCUUUGGAGUAUUUAAAACUCCCACGACUUCAAGAGUUAUCAUUAAAGAAGAGUAAUAUGACUGAUUUAAGUAUUCAUAGUAUAUUAACACAAUGUCAUUCUCUACAACGUCUUGAUUUACAGCAUUGUACAUUCAUUACAGAUUUAUCCAGUGUGGCUCAACUGUCAACACUUACAGAAUUGUUAAUACGAAAUAUUGGAAUAACAGAUAGUUCUGUAGAUUACAUUGCCUCUUGUUUAACGUUAGAGAAACUUCAUAUGGCAGAAUGUACUGGGAUUACAAAUGUGAAUGCUCUUCAAUCACUAUAUCGAUUAGAAGAUCUUGAUCUUUCCAAAACAAGUGUUACUACGGAAGGUAUAAUGGGUCUUUCCUAUUGUUAUGCUUUAAAGAAAUUAAAUCUUAAUGAGUGCCGAUAUGUAAAUAGUGUAAAUGGUCUGGGAUCAUUACAUGUGUUAAGAGAACUUCAUUUGGGACGAACAAGUAUUUCAGAUAAUGGUAUAGUUGGUUUGUGUAAUUGUAUUCAGUUAGAGAUACUUACAUUAACGAAAUGCAGUCAAAUCACUAACGUGGAUAAACUUCAGAAUUCUCUUCCUAGUCUUGUCACAUUUGAUGUAUAUGGGACUUCCGUUGAAAACUCUCGCCGGUGUUUCAGAGGUGGUUACAACAAUCAACACGCAUGUGCUGUUCUUUGA
Messenger RNA from Trypanosoma theileri, 2652 nucleotides. RefSeq lists its product as uncharacterized. Gene Ontology annotation, biological process: SCF-dependent proteasomal ubiquitin-dependent protein catabolic process. NCBI's taxonomy places the organism in Eukaryota, Euglenozoa, Kinetoplastea, Trypanosomatida, Trypanosomatidae. The record is from RefSeq and is a predicted model, not a curated record. Bases 1 to 2652 code for a protein of 883 amino acids. The transcript has a single exon. Gene Ontology annotation, molecular function: protein binding. Gene Ontology annotation, cellular component: SCF ubiquitin ligase complex.